Oppia nitens is the source of this 3131-nucleotide messenger RNA. Its product is annotated as general transcription factor 3C polypeptide 2-like. Gene Ontology annotation, cellular component: transcription factor TFIIIC complex. The coding region runs from base 122 to 3094 and encodes 990 amino acids. The record is from RefSeq and is a predicted model, not a curated record. NCBI's taxonomy places the organism in Eukaryota, Metazoa, Arthropoda, Arachnida, Sarcoptiformes, Oppiidae. Gene Ontology annotation, molecular function: protein binding. Gene Ontology annotation, biological process: transcription by RNA polymerase III. The transcript is spliced from 14 exons.
GUGUUUCAAACUAAAUGUUUGUUUUGUUUUUUUUAUAUUAUUAUUGAAACACAGGCUAUGAAUGUGUGGUCAAUGUUUGGGAUCAAAUCAAUUGGUGAUAAUAUACUAUAGUAGAUAACAAAUGCCACGAAAGCGACCAAACAAAGAGUCGACGACAACGGCUACCGAUGUCAGUGUUGUCGACGAUAACAAGCGGCCAAAGAGGUCGACGAAAACAGCGACGACGACAACGACGACGAGGAAGAAGAAGAAUAUUAAGAAGGAAUCGAUGACCAAAAGUCUGUUCAAAUGUAGCGAAUGUACGGACAGUUUUGAUACUAACGAUGACAUCAAUCAACAUAUCUUCAAAAUACAUUAUGGACUCGCCCGCAUCAAUGACGACAAGAGGACACCGUUUACCGAAAACGAAAUCAUCAAAGCACUGAUCAAAGCCCAAAAAGUGAUGAAAGUCUUAAAAUGUCAGAACACCGGCUGUUCGCGUACUUUCAAGAGUGGUCUCGGAUUGAAAAUGCAUUGGGAUUUGUGCGGCAAAAGUGAGAGCGAAUUGACAACCGAUUGUGAUAUCUGUGGCAGACGUCUCAAGAAGAAUUCGUUGGUAUCGCAUAUGAAGACACACAACAAACCAGAAGAUAGUGACGACGAUACGGACAAUGAGAUAAUAGACAGCCGAAAGAGAAAGUCUGCUAUAAAAGCCUCGAAAACCAUCAGAAAGAGUACAAAAGGAGAGCUUAUCAUAAGCGGCAGUCUUAGCGAUACUGACAACGAAUGGAAUGGUAAGACUGACGAUGAAGAGACCGAACAAGAAGAAGAGGAUAACCGAGAAGAGGAGGAAAACCAACAAAAGAUAAAAACUAAAAGACCUAAAGAAAAACUCACUAAAGAAACUAAUUAUUCGAAAAUGACUGCCGAGAGUAUGUUAAGAAAGAUAUUGAGCACAUGGAGUGAUUUGAUGCUAUCGGUCAAAGAUUUUCUACGACAAGUGCCUAAAGACAAUACGUGGACCUAUGAUGUCGCUAAGGCUGGUAAAGUCAAGUGUCCACUGAAAGGAUGUAAUCAAGAGUUUACCACAAGAGAUGGACUCAAGUAUCACUAUCAAAGGUGUGGAAUUGAAUUCAAAUUUCUAUGGAAAUGUAAAUUAUGCGGAUUUGAAGCACAAAAAGGAAAUAAAACCAUUAUUCAACACAUUUGGAACAAUCAUAAGACUUCCGCCACUGAAUUGGAUAGUGAUUUACAAGAGUUUGUUGUCGUAAAUAUUGAAAAUUAUAAAGAGAUAGCAACGACAAGAUUUGCUAAAAAUGAGAUUAAAAGAAUCGGAACCGUUAGCUAUGCCAUUGAAUUCCACGAGAGAUUCUAUAGACAAAAGUCAUUUGCAUCAUAUGUGCCACAAAUGCAAUCCUGGACUCCCCUGUCUUUAGAGGAACAUUCUACUUACAUACCGAACCCCAAAGUGUCGGCACAAUUCAAGACAACUACCGAUGAUGAGGAGUCAUGGAAACUCUUGAACUUGUUUGAUUCGCACGCCAGUCAACAUAGCGUAACAUUUUACGCCGGUGGUCCCGUUUGGUCGGCCGCCUGGUGCCCUGUACCCCUGAGUGUUACCGACAGUGACCAGUUUCUGGCUAUUGCAUCGAACAUGAAUUGGGAGACAACUCAUACACUCAAUGAUACUGAUAUCGAGAGCGGACUAAUUCAGAUCUGGAAUAUCGGAAAACUAGUCAAACAAUUUGAUGGGUCAAUCAAACCACGAUUAGCCUUCAGUAUUGCUCACUGUUGCGGAAUGGUUUGGGACAUGGAAUGGUGUCCCGGCGGUACUACAUGGGAUGAAAUAGUUUCCGGCCAUCAUUUAACUAAUUUAGAUUCAUUGCCUCGUCUGGGACUGUUAGCUGUGGCUUGCGGUGAUGGUUAUGUACGAAUACAUAGUAUACCAUAUCCACAAUCGCUUGACAAUUCAUAUGACUAUACACUGUACUAUAACGAACCAAUUAUCAUAUUGAAUCCACCUGGAACCGGUAGUUCUGUUGGCAAUGAGGAAACAAUAUGCAAAUGUGUUUCAUGGAUCAAAUCCAAUGAUCAACGUUUGGUAGCCGCUGGCUAUGGUAGCGGAGUAAUAGCAAUCUGGGAUUUGACUACUGUCUCAUCCUUGCUAAUAGUCGAACAAAAUCCCAGUCAAACCAUAUUAAGACCAUUGACCAGUUGGUUGGCUCACAGCGCGGCUGUCAAUCGGAUCAAAUGGUGUGACAAUUCGAGCGACCGAUUUCUAAUCUCAUGUAGUUUUGAUCGAUCGGCCAAACUGUGGAAUAUCAAAGAUACUGUGAUUCCAAUCACAAACGUCAAGAAAGGAUUGUUUACAUCCGUGGCCACACAUUUGCAAUGGAGUGGAAUGUAUUUAGCAAACGACGACUGUUAUCUAGGUUUCCAAAACAAUGUCUUUUUUAAAGACUUUGGUUAUCAAAAUUUCGGUGCAAAUGGUCUGAACUGUCAUAAAACAUGUGUUUGGGAUUUAUCAGUAUCAGAGUGGACACUGGCCACUGCUAGUGUUGACGCGGCCGGCGAGGCCACUAUUUUCCCAGAUUUUCAACUAAAAGCCGAUCCUAAAAGGAAACCCUACGAUAGGAUUCCACUCUAUCACAUAACUGUUCUUCCAUUGACUCAAACCACGACAACAACAACGACAACAGGAAAAUCACAAAAAAGUGGUCCCAAAUCAAAGAAAUCUAAUAAUAAACAAAAUGAAAUCUUGACGGACAUCGGCAUAGCUGAAGAUGAAUUACCUCUCAGAUCGUACAAUGAUUUCUCAAUGAAAUACGGACUCGUAUUCAACGACUAUGAUUUGUCAAACUUGAAGGACAUACCUAUUGAAGAGAUAAAUCGUAUCCGUUUGCCAACACAUAUGCAAUACCAGCGACUCAGCGACUAUCCCAUCCUAUCGAUCAAUAGAGUCUUCUGGAACCCAAACCUGACGUCAUGUCUCUGGUUAUUGACAACCACUCAGUCUGGUCUCUGUCGGCUAUCGUGCGCCUCAUUUCUUAAUACACUUUUCAAUAAUAAUAAUAAUAGUUUCGCUAAUAAUAAUAAUAAUAAUAAUUUAGAUUAAUUUAUAUAUUUUUAUACAAUAUAUAUAUAUAUAUAUA